UUAUAAGUUUUACUUGACAAUUAUGCAGUUUCAAAUUUUAAUUUCGGUCGUCUUCCGAUAAUAGUAAAUGUGUAAAAUAUUAUUUUUGAUUAUAUGUUUUCGAAACUGUUUAAGUUGUUAGAAUGUUUUAAAACGACUUUACAUUUUUACAAUCUUCGACAGAUCUAAAUAAACAUAAUGGAAAUUGCCAGUGCAAAGGCACGUCACCAUAGAGUGGUGUUGUGUGUACUUGGAGCUAGCAAUUUGGCAUCACUUUUGGCUGCGCUUCAUCUAGUUAUUCACCUUAAUCCAGAAGAUAAAAUAUCAAUAAAACGCGGAACAGCGCUCACAUUGUUGGGCUUCGUCUAUUUUAUGACACUGUUCGAACUAUUCAACGUAGCGGCUCUCUUCACUACUCUCGGAGCGAAGUUUAGACACAAGUUCAGAUUGAGUUCGGGCGAUGUACUCGAUAUUACAAACAAAUUAGUAUCAGCUGUGCAAGCAGCGUUUUCUUGUGCGACCGGCGUGGUAGUUUGUCUCUGGUCAUGUACAAGAGAUCUGAUGCGGUCCUCACAUUACAUUUCCGAAGCCUACGCGUGGUUCGGUGCGGCCUAUUUCUUUUAUGACAUAUGGUCUAUGUACAUGGUACAUGUACACAUGACCACCAACUCAAACAGCACUCAAUCGACGAAGAAGUCCCUUCCAUCUGGUGACGCGUUGGAGUCUCCAAAGAAACCCUCAUUUUUUGCUUACUGCAAACAUGAGCCAGUGAUUCUGAUGCACCAUCUGUUCAUUGGUGCCUUCGGAUUUCUAGUCAUUGUCUACUUUCGCGGUGGGCUGGGCGAUUGUGUAUUCGGAUUCGUCUACCUCAUGGAGCUAUCCACUCCAUUCGUUUCGCUUCGAGGCAUUCUCUCCCGUCUUCAACUCAAGAAGUCUCCAGUUUACGUGUACAAUGGACUGGCGAUGUUGGCCACCUUUCUGGUGUGUCGUGUGCUGAGUCUGCCGUAUGUGUGCCUGCUCUACAGUCGAGCUGCUAGUAUGACGUAUUUUGAGGCUAUAAAAUCCCUACCCACGGGUUGUAAGGUAUCCAUCUGCAUCUUACUCUUACCCCAGAUUUAUUGGUUCUACCUCAUGUCAGCUGGAGCUCUGAAACUCUUCUUCAAACGAGACCCCGUUAAACGUAGUUGAUUAUACAAUAUUCCUCUGAUUUAGAUUUUAGGACGUUUAACGCGCGUAUGAUGCUCGCAUGCGUUAAUAUAUAAUGUAUUCGCAUAAAGCAUGUCGAGCUGUAGGCUUAUAUUACAAUACAAUAACCUAGUCCCUAUAAACGCUAAUAAUAUACACGUCAAAAUACGUACUCAUACGCUACCAACGUAUACGUACAGUUUGUGACUAUUUCUCUCAAUACGUUAAACCUUGAAAAGGAGAUAAUUGACAUUUGAGAAUAUCUUAUGGAAAUGCUAGUCUGACGGUGUAUUGAGAAUUUAAUAUUUCUGUUUUAUAAAGUUGUGUUUAUAGCUUAGUUAAAAGAGCAAAUUAUUUUCUUAUUUGGCUUUCUAAAUGAAUCUGAAUUCUAUCUCUUUCUUGCACGAUAAAAUAUGGUAAUAACUACGAGGUUCCAGCAUAGUAUUAUUUGUUAGUAGCACAAAUUGUCUACAUUGAAGUUAUUGCUCAUACAAUUUAUAUACAAACAAACGCACGAGCCGUUGAAAUUGUAUGAGAAAUAACAUCCGCUUGUAUACGGACAAUGCUACGUAAUUUUUGUGCGAAUAAACUUUGUGUUAGAUAUUUCUCGUGUAGUUUUCAAAUAUUUCUUAGUAUUUUCUCGUAAUAACCUUUUUAUUACACGAUGAGCUUACAAAGUUCAUUAAUCUGAGCUUAUAUUAUCGAAUAUUAACAGUGUUAAUCAUAGACUAUUAUUUCUGGUUACCGAUAAUUAAUAAUAUACCAAUUGUUAUAUUGUAUAUAAAACUCAUUAACAUUGAAGCCACUAUUUUCCUCGUGUUUCGAUCUAUACGGAGUAUGAAAUUAGUAUAAGGCUUUUUAUGAUAACGAUGGUUCAAAGUGGUGUCAUAUAAAUAUAAGAAAAUGGUUUAAGAGGCUCUGCAGUAAGAAUUUGAAUUACGGCCGGAAAGAUAAUUGGGGUUUUCACCCAAAAUGAUUAUUUUGAUGUAAUAGUGAUUGAAUUCCCCAAAAACAACUUCGAAUUGUGAAACAAAAUUAAUUGUUUCUGGAUUAAAAUUAUUUUGGAUCUGUAAUCAAGGAUUAUAAUAUAGUUAAAUAAUUUCAUAAGUGCUUAUGAUAUUAUAUAAUAUGUAUUUGAAAUAUUUUCCUUAUAAAUGAUACAGAUUUCGAAAUUUGUAAUGGCUAACGUCCGCAUUCGUAACUCAACUCAUCAUUCCAUUGAACUUGGGAUCGUGAUUUCGAACGCUAGGUAGUCUAAUCGGACAGUUACCUGUAGACGGUGAGUGAAACUAUGAAUCCAAUUGCUAUUUACGAGCUGUAGAUUUACCUAUAAAGAGAAGAGCUGUGAUUGAUUCCAAGCCAUGAAUUUCUACAUAAGAACUUACGAAAUUACGUACGUACGAACCUAAGUACGUACGUAUGUAGUUCUUGGCGCAUGAAGAAAUAGUUGUUUCACAAUAUCAUAAACAUUAUUACCGAUUUUGAAGUACUUUAAUCCAAAUUAACGGUCACUUAGAGCUUAAAAAUUAUUUGUUGUUCAAAAAUAAAUUACUAAAGUUAUAGGCCUAGCGUUUGUUAAAAUUUCAUAGAUUUAUUCUGUGUUUAAAGCACUGUUUUCAUUUCUUUGAGUAAAAGAGUAUAUUUAUGAUCGUGUACGUGUGUUGUCUAAGAUUUUUAACCAAUACUUUUUAUUAAUUAAAAAUAACUUGUCGAAUUAAACAUACAACGUAGUUGUAUACUGAAUGUGUUUAUAUAGUAGAGGAUUUGGCUUUGAUAAUUAAAACUUGGUACAAUAAUUGCUUGUUUUGUGAACUGUUUUAAUAUAAAUUGUUUCGAUGGCUGUGUGGGCAUGUCAAAGUUUUGGUUAUGGUUGAUAACAGUGGUUUGGAUAAUAGGGUAAAGGAAUAAAAAUGAGUUAGUAUCUAGUUCUUAAAUUGGUUUUAAUGCUAUGGUGGUUUUUUGCAAUGCAGUAAUACCAGUAUUUUCAUUUAUUGCGUUUACUUACGUUUAUAUUCUUUUACUUUGAAUAGCAUCGUUUUUUUACACUUUAUAUAAAUUUCAAUACCAUUUAUUGUGAUAUUAUUUUAAAUAAUGACGCACAACACUACCAGUGUAGUAUAGGAUAUUCAUAUAAGAAGGAUUAAACCCAAGCAUCCAUAGUCAGAGACAAGUUAAGGGUCCCUAAUCUGUCAAAACCAUAAACCACGUUUUAUUAAUUUUAGAAAAGGAAUGACUUAAAACAAUAUCUCACAUAGGAGACAGGGCAGAUAAGUUUUGUAUUCAUAUGAUCAAUAAAAGCCUUAUUUAUAAGAAUUAUAAAUAAUUCUUCCAUUAUUUGCCGAGUCAAAAAAGAUAGAGGAGUUCGUAUAGUGUCUUUGAAUAUUAUCCGCAUUUCGCUUCAAAGCUUGAAGAAAAUAUUGUAUUGAUUUUUAAAAUUUGUUUUAUACUGCUUGACGUUACAACGUACUUUCCGACCACCUUGGCCACUAUUUAUUGAUAUAACGGGUAUAUACGAGGUAAUUCGAAAUGUCUUAUGAAUAUUUGUAUAUCUAUCGUAUAGUUGCUUUACCAACCCACCUCUAAAGCUUUUAUAAUUUAAUAAUUAAUAUAACUAUUAUAUUUUAGCAAAUUUGUCUAAUGCUUAUAAUUUUAAAGUUGGUAAAGCAAUUUUGUGAGUGUAGAACAUUGUUUUAGGUCUCUCAUGAUAGAUUAAUGUAUAGAACGGUGCUUUCUUAUCGUGUUGUAGUUGUAUUGGACGUCUAGAGCUAACUUUGCCCCAAUCUUCUAAUAAGCUUGUUAAAUUAUUUAAAAAAUUGAAUUUGCUAAAGUAAAUUUUGGAAUUACGUACUAUCAACGUUCGACAAUUAUCACGCGACUUUCUACAUUUUUAUUGAGCACCAAAUAUAAGUUAUUUUUUUUAAUUCUAGUAAUUUCUAAAUUAAAUAUCGCUUUUGCCUGUGGUACCUAUUAUUUUGAGAUGGGUAUUCAUGUCCUUCGUAUUCUUAAGCGCUUGAUUUAAUUUUAGACAUAAAAUAGAAAGAAUCAGUCCGAAAAAAUUUGAUUGUAUAAUAAUAUAAUGAGCUGAAUACUAAAUGUUAAAUUCGGGUAAAGUUAGCGAUUUGUUAUUUGUAUUAGAUCUGAGUGGGUUAAGGUAACGUUUUCCUCUAUGAUGAUACUUCCACUUUUCACUUUGCAUUUUAUAUUAUUUUAUGAAUAUAUGUUAGAUGGAUUUUAUAAUUAUGCAUUUUUUCACAUUAAACAUAAUUUAACUGUUGCCAAUAGAUAUAAAAGAAAGAUUCCAUCUAAUAUUAAUUUACAGCUGUGAUUGCAUUAAUUUUAAUUGAAAAUAUAAAACUGUGUAUGAUAACAAACGUGGACGGAAAAAAUAUUGGAAUGCAAAUAUUAAAACAUUUAAUUUGUAGUACUAAAAUUGUAGACUAAACCAGUCUAAUAUUUUUACGUUAUUUCGAAAUUACCAGAGACAAUAAAAAAAAAACAUUAAAAAGCUAAUACAAUAAAGAAAAAAACGAACAAAUAAAUUUUUAUUAGUUCCAAUAUUUUUCACGUUAUGAAUAAUAUGAAGAAGUAUCGCUUUUUAUUUAAAUGUUAUAUACUAAUUUAGUAUCGACUGUUGAAGGAGGCCUUUAUUUUUAUUUAUUUUUGUGGAUGUUUUAAUAAAAUAUGUAUAAUAAA
Messenger RNA from Pieris napi, 4857 nucleotides. Its product is annotated as TLC domain-containing protein 3A. NCBI's taxonomy places the organism in Eukaryota, Metazoa, Arthropoda, Insecta, Lepidoptera, Pieridae. Bases 178 to 1167 code for a protein of 329 amino acids. Gene Ontology annotation, cellular component: endoplasmic reticulum; membrane. The transcript is spliced from 7 exons. Gene Ontology annotation, biological process: lipid homeostasis. The record is from RefSeq and is a predicted model, not a curated record.